AUGCAGAGCCCUGUGAAUAUCGAUCCAGCAUUACUGCUCUAUGAUCCACAUCUACAUGGAGUACAUGUUGAUAGUGUACAGGUCGAUGCAACACUUGAAAACAUCGGCCAAUUGCCAAUCGUCACCUUGAACGACACGAAGUUGACAAUCAAUAUCACGGAAGGACCGGCGGCUCCGUAUCGAUACAGAUUACACCAGGUAAUCGUGCAUUUCGGCAAAACCGAAGGCGGUGAGAAGGGCUCGGAACAUACUAUUGAUCGAGUGAGAUUUCCAGCUGAGCUUCAACUCCUCGCCUACAACGCCGAGCUGUACGCAAACUUCAGCCAGGCCGUCUCACAACCUCGUGGAGUUGUGGCUAUCGGGAUUAUUGUCGAUAUUGGAAAGACGACAAACCCAGAAUUGAGGAGGCUGACGGUGGCCAGUCAGAGUGUCACUUAUAAAGGCAGUAAAACACACCUGCACCGCUUCCACCCAGCAGCUUUAUUGCCCCGUACGGCACACUACGUCACCUACGAGGGUUCUUUGACAUUUCCAGGUUGCCACGAGACUGUCACCUGGGUAAUUAUGAACAAUCCGAUUUAUAUCACCAAGGAUGAUUUAUCAAUCUGGAACGAGCUGCAGAAGACGGAAAGCAAGCAGCCCGGAGCCUUCUAUAUGACACCAGCCUAUCGACCAUUGAAAGCCUUGAACGGCAGGCUGAUGAGGACCAAUAUUAAUUUGCAAUUUAAGAACGAAGCGCCUUCGACGUGUGCUUCGAGCGUCUACACAGAAAUGGGCUAUCGGGCCAACACGAGGCCCACCCAUAAUAACUCUCUUAAUAAGAGACAGCUGAUGGAGAAUGAGGUGCUAUCGUGGGACGCCUUCAGC
Molecule: messenger RNA, 867 nt
Organism: Mesorhabditis spiculigera
Lineage: Eukaryota; Metazoa; Nematoda; Chromadorea; Rhabditida; Rhabditidae
Source: the annotation of a GenBank genome assembly